CUUUCGGGCCCGCGGCGCAGGAGUAAGGGCGCUGUGCCGGGGCGGAGACCCGGCUGCGGGCUUGCGGCGGCUGCGCGCCCGCGGACUUCCCGCCUGCGCCGGGCGGCGGGCCUCUCGGGCCAAGUGGGGAGCGGGCGGCGGGCGGGCAGGUGGCCCCGGGCCGCCGCGCCCGCGCCUUGGCUCUGCCCCCGGGAGCCGAGCGAGCCGCUGCUCCCUCGUGGUGUGAGGGCGGUGAUGUUUUUCCUCCCACCCACUUUGGAGUCCCCCCUCCCCCUUCGCGCGCACUCUAGCUCUCGCCACAACCUGCGAGCCCCAGACCUCGGAGGAGCGCCCCGGGGAGCUCGGAGCGCGUGCACGCGUGGAAGACGGAGCAGGCCAGUGGCCAGCAGCUUGAAUACACUGGGCCCUGAAAGGUUUGAGCGGCCUUUUGCAGUGGUGAAGAUGAGAAAAAAGUGGAAAAUGGGAGGCAUGAAAUGUAUCUUCUCCUUGUUGCUGUUCUUUCUUUUCCUAGAAGGAAGCAAAACAGAACAAGUAAAACGUUCAGAGACAUACUGUGUGUUUCAAGACAAGAAGUACAGAGUGGGCGAGAGAUGGCAUCCGUACCUGGAACCCUAUGGGUUGGUUUACUGCGUCAACUGCAUCUGCUCAGAGAAUGGGAAUGUGCUUUGCAGCCGAGUCAGAUGUCCAAGCCUCCAUUGCCUGUCCCCUGUGCAUAUCCCUCAUCUGUGCUGCCCGCGCUGCCCAGAAGACUCCCUACCCCCGGCAAACAAUAAGGUGACCAGCAAGUCGUGUGAGUACAACGGGACCACUUACCAACACGGUGAGCUGUUCGUGGCUGAAGGGCUCUUUCAGAACCGGCAACCCAAUCAGUGUACCCAGUGCAGCUGUUCGGAGGGGAAUGUGUACUGUGGUCUCAAGACUUGCCCCAAGUUAACCUGUGCGUUCCCAGUCUCUGUUCCGGAUUCCUGUUGCCGGGUGUGCAGAGGGGAUGGAGAAUUGUCGUGGGAACAUUCUGAUGGUGAUAUCUUCCGGCAACCUGCCAACAGAGAAGCAAGACAUUCCUACCACCGCUCUCACUACGACCCUCCACCAAGCCGACAGGCUGGAGGUCUGCCCCGCUUUCCUGGGGCCAGAAGCCACCGAGGAGCUCUUAUGGAUUCCCAGCAAGCAUCGGGCACCAUCGUGCAGAUUGUCAUCAACAACAAACACAAGCACGGACAAGUGUGUGUUUCCAAUGGAAAGACCUACUCCCAUGGCGAGUCCUGGCACCCGAACCUCCGGGCGUUUGGCGUUGUGGAGUGUGUGCUGUGCACUUGUAACAUCACCAAGCAAGAGUGUAAGAAAAUCCACUGCCCCAGUCGAUACCCCUGCAAGUAUCCGCAAAAAAUAGAUGGAAAGUGCUGCAAGGUGUGUCCAGGUAAAAAGGCAAAAGAACUUCCAGGCCAAAACUUUGACAGCAAGGGCUACUUUUGUGGAGAAGAAACAAUGCCCGUGUAUGAGUCUGUGUUCAUGGAGGAUGGGGAGACCACCAGAAAAAUAGCCCUGGAGACAGAGAGACCACCUCAGGUAGAGGUCCACGUUUGGACCAUCCGGAAGGGCAUUCUCCAGCACUUCCAUAUUGAGAAGAUCUCCAAAAGGAUGUUUGAGGAACUCCAUCACUUCAAGCUGGUGACCAGGACAACCCUGAGCCAGUGGAAGAUAUUCACCGAAGGAGAAGCUCAGAUCAGCCAGAUGUGUUCAAGUCGUGUGUGCAGAACAGAGCUUGAAGAUUUGGUCAAGGUUUUGUACCUGGAGAGGUCUGAAAAGGGCCACUGUUAGACGAGACAGACAGUAUUGGAGAGGGUAAAGCAAGAAAACUCAAGCUGCAGCUGGACUGCGGGCUGAUUUUGCUUAAGUCAACAGUGCCCUAAAACGCCAAACUCAAAUGCAGUUCAUUAUUCACGCCAUGCACAGCAUAACUUGCUCCUUUAUGUGGAGUGGUGUGUCAGUCCUUAAACACCUCCUGCAAAGAGACUAGAAGAGUCUUGAGUUAUUUGUGGGAGGAGGAGGGCUAGAACACCACAACACUGCUCUAGUUUCUGGGAGAAUCACAUUUCUUCACAGGUUAAAGAGUAAACCAAACCCUAGGGUUUCUAUCUAGAAAGUUACUCCAAUGAAAGAAAACCGAUGAGUAUUUGCUUAGUAGGAGUUGUGUAGUACAGAGAAAAUAUGUGUAUGAAAUUAUACUCUUUGAAUUUUAGGAUGUCUUGUGUUUUUAAGAAAAUAUUAACUGCCCAUCCUCAUCCACACAGACACACAUGCCUGUAUGCAAGCAUGCAUGUGUGCACACGUGUGCACGCACACGCACACGCACACACACACACACACACACACACUAAACUGCCGCCUUCCUUCUGAGGCAAAGCCAGCAUAGACUCUCCCCUCCUUUCCCUCGCCUGGCUCCCAAGUAGCUCUGAAGUUGUGGGUACUUCUCUUUUCUCCCUGAGCCUGUGGGGGGCCCCGUAAAGACGUUAGAACGGAGUAAAAUCUUCAGAAACUGAAUCCACAGAAGACAAAAUAAUUGUUGAAGAAAAUGGUGGAUGGAAGUCAACAAGGAAACCUUGUGUUUUCAAGUCAAUAAGAGUCCCCAACAAAUAGCUCAAUACUCGCUAAUUUUCUUGAUAGCCAGGGUUCUGUAGUCCAAAAAUUUAGGUUAAAUGAUUACAUUCUAGAAGCUUCUUAAAAGGGCGGUUUUCCUUCUUCUCCAAUUACAGGAGUUCAUUUUGACUUUGCAAAGGGGCUCAGUCCCCACAAGCUUCUGAAGGUUGGCUGUUCAGUUAGGAGAAUUGUUGCUCAUGUGGGGAAGUGGAUAUUCUGACAAGGAUCUUUGUUCUAAACUUUCCUACCAUUCUCAUCUCAUCCACCAAGCAGGGAUUUGAGUCAUGAAUCCUAGAGAAGGCUGCUCAGAAACUGUCUAUUCACAGCUCGAUACCAGAGCAGAACUUACCGUUCUGAGGCCUGGCUUUAGACAUCAUCUUUGUGGCAAAACUAUAAAUUCUCCACAAGGAUCUCAAGCCUGCCUUCUAGAUUCAUCCCUUCUGAGGGGCUUGAAUGAACUCUGAUGAGUACUCAGAAGUAUCAGGGACGCAGACAUCCUGUAUUUCCCACUCCAUGACCAUAGGAGAGAGGAACGUUAUUUUCCUUACAGUCGAUGACACCAAUAGGGAAAAAUGUAAAAAUCUUUAUGGCAACCUGGCAUAAUGGAGGCUGUCCUCCUAAAAGAGAUACAGGGGCGCCUCGUGGCCAGGCCUUCACCAGACAAGCCUCCUACCAACCCUUCAUACAUACUCUCCACAGGAAAGGGAGGGAGGACAUCCAGGGCUGAGGGGCCAGAAAGCAUUACUGGGGACGAGGCUGCUAAGUAGCUUCGGCCUCCCUCCCAGAGGUGGCAGCAUUUCCAUAGUGUGGAAACAAGUAACUGGAUCCUCAAGCCAAGUGGUGAUUUCCCCUUCUGGAUGACUCACCCCAAAGCCUUCCCACCCAGGUGUUCUCUGAAAGCUCAACCAUAAGGGAACACCCAGAGAGCUUCCCUAGAUAGACGUCUGCCCCCAGGUGCGGGGACACAUCUUUCCCAUGUGCUGUGUGUAGCAGGGGCUGGGGAGCUGUGCUAGGCCAACGUAGAAACCUUGCGGGGUUCUGGGUGGUAUAAGCAGUAGGGCAUGGGGAGAAGAGGCGGAGUCCCCUGUAGUUAGGAGAGGAAUGGAUGUGGUUCUUCUUGUGUAUUUAUUUGUAUCAUAAACACCUGGAACAACAAAGACCAUAAGCACCAUUUAGCAGUUAUAGCCAUGUUCUAGUUAACUCGUGUAAACAAGUAAGAGUAAACGUAAAGUAACAGUAUUAGCCUUUUGUUCUUCUUACAGGACACGUACCUGAAUAGGGUACUUAUUUAUGUAGUCACUGUAUUUCUGGAUUUUUAAAUUAAUAAAAAAGUUAAUUUUGAAAAAUCAUCUGCAGGAAUGCUGCGGGAGUGAUUGAGUCCCUGGUCGGUGCUGACCUCGGACCAAGUAGCGGGCGAUGGGUGGGCUUGGCUGUUUCACACUCAGCUUGAUGCCCCCUCGCUCCCACUGUGGCAACUUCGCUAAGAGUGGGGACUUUGCGGUCAGCCUGCCUGUGUUUCUAAUCCCGGCUCUGCACUUCCCAGCUGUGUCAGUCUCCCCAUCUCCCCAUCUCCCCAUCUGUGAAACGGGGAUAAAUAUGGUGCUAUUGCCUUUUGCCUGCAAUCCCACGGUGAGGCUUAAUCUAGCCAGUGCAUGUCAAGGGAUUAGCAGACGUUCAUUUAUGACCAUGGAUGUUCUCGAAGGGCAUGGCCAAGACACUGAAGAGGUUGGGGACAGAAGGCCACUGACUUGGGUUUCAGGAGGGCCUCAAUUUCAGUCUGCUGCACAGGGAACAAGGUGAGAGUUUUGUCAUAUAUGUUAAUCCAAACCAGGUUGCCUCAAACCCCUAAGAGCAAUUAGAUGUGUGCUUGUGCCGAAGCCAGGAGAGCCUGAGUGUCAGAUGAUAGAAGGACACAAAAGUGUGCACUGGGCUGAGCAACACAGAAGUCAUUGGUGGUGACGUGUUGGGGGAGUGAUGGGAGCAGAAGCUGGAAGUGAGUGGGGAGGUAAGGAAUUGGAGACAAAAAUUAGAGCCACUCCUUGAAGAAGCUUCAUUACAGAAAGUGGAGAGAUUACAUGAAGGAAGUAGCUGGGAAAGAUACGGGGUCAAAGGAAAGUUUGGGGGGUUUUGGGGGUUUUUAAAGAUUUGUGUAUUUAUUUCAGAGAGAGAGACAGAGAGUGUGCAAGCAGGGGGAGGGGCAGAGGGAGAAGGUAUUUAGACUCCCCGCUGAGCAUGGAGCCCAGUGCGGGGCUCGAUCCCACAACACUGAGAUCAGGACCUGAGCCGAAACCAAAGGUCAGACGCUUAACCGACUGAGCCACCCAGGCGCCCUGGCAAAGUUUUUAUUUCAAAUAUGGUAGAUACUUGGCCAUGUUUGAGUACUGAAGGGAGAGACCCUAUGGAAAGGAAAAGAUUGAAGGUAAUGGGGAAAGAAGUGUUACCUUGGUGUGGGAGGUGCACGAGAAGCCAUUUCCCCAUGCUGAGCCUCGAAACCCACAAUCCUUGACCUACAACUUGGCCCGAAUUUUGGCCUCUGGUGGCCCACCCCUUACUGUGCAUUCCGCUGUACCUAGUUCCCCUCAUCUCUGUUAGCUUGCCCCCACCCCCCCCUUACAAAACCCAGCAAACUUUCCUCUGCAACGGUGGGCUCUAAAUCCCCACAUUACUCCACCUCCAGUGGGGGGACCACAUAAAACUUAAACCAGACACUCUGGCUCCCUCUGGCACUCUUCCUUUGCCCUGAUCACCCGCAUCCUGGCAAUAUGGUCUCCUAGGAGUGGCCCAUGUUUAUUGGUGUUUGCCCUUCUCUCCUCCUACAGGAUUUUUCCUCUCUGUAGUCUCCACACCCGGGUGAUUCCGAGAAAGUCCCAGAGGUCAUUUCAUGUGGGCCACCCACUGCUUCCAUCACCACACGUCUUCUGACACUCCCCACCACUACUCGCUGGGAUAUGGCUGGUGGGGCUCCUUCUGCAGGCCUAGAGGUGCCAGCAUGGUGGUGGUGGUGCUCCGAAAUCCCCAGUGGCACCUUAUCCUGUGCACAAGUGGAGAGAAGGCUCCCCUCCCUCCCUACCUGUGAUGUUAUAUGUUGCCACCUUCCGUGAAACCAGUUUAACACAUAGGCAGGGGUCUUCUUGUGCCUCAGAGUCUCUUGGACUUUUGCACCGAAAUGAAUCCUUCAAGUUCCAUUUCCAGUCCUUUCGUUGCCAGGACGCAGAGGCUGGGCUGAGUAUAAGCCUCUAAGACAGACAUGAGACUGUCCUCCUAAUCCCUCUUCCUUAUGGUUCCUGUGUACGGCCUCUGUUCCCCACUGAAUCCCUCAUGCAGACUGACUUCAGGGGGCCCACCCCACCGGUCAGCCAAACAAGCUCAGAUACCUCUGAAACCUCUCCAUGGGAGACAGGAGUCCUUAAAUGCAGAGCUCCAGCGACAGCACACAGUCUCCCAAAUAGUUCAUACACAUUUACAACAUUGGGCCUUUGUAUAUACUCUUCCCACCACUAGAAUGUUCUUCCCUCUCCUUUGCCCGGCAGACUCCUACUCAUCCUUCAAGACCCAGUCAAAAUGUCACCUCCUCUGCGGAUCCUUGCCUGCUCCCUUCCUAGUUUGCUACCGUUUGUCCUUUCUCCCUAUGUACUGUAUCCUCCCGCCAUGCCAACUCCAUUCUUCUGGAACUUAGUACCUAGUACGAAGUCCUUAGUACUAAGAAGUACUAACAAGAACUCGUACUUAGAAGUCCUUAGUACUUCUGUUCCUUUGCACCUAGCUCCCUCUGCCUGGAAUAUUCAUCCCCUGAUGUGUCCACUUAUUGAACACCUACUCAUCUUUUAAAACUCACAUUGCUCAUCUCAGACCUGGGCCACCUCUUUCAGGCAGUUAGUUGUGCCCUCCCCCAUGCUCUUACGAAAUAACAACCAAAGCACUUAGCUCAUGCCAGUCUCUGGAGUACGAUCUGUUGACAUGCGUGUUUUCUUAGUUAAUCCUCAACCACCGCCCUGUGCGGUAGGUCCUAUUAUUGGCCCUAUUUUAGAGAUGAGGACAUUAAGAGCACUCACAUUUUCCAUGCCAUUACAGUGGACCCUUUAAUAACUUGGGGAUUACAGGUGCCAGCCCCCCGCCACAGUCAAAAAUUUGCAUAUAACUAUCGACUCCCCCAAAACUUAACUACUAAGAGCCUCCUGUUGACCAGAAGCCUUACCGAUAACAUCAAGAGUUGAUUAACACAUAGUUUGGAUGUUAUAUGUAAGAUAUACUGGAUUCUUACAGGAAAGUAAGCUAGAGAAAAGGAAAUGGUAUUAAGAAAAGCAUAAGGAAGAGAAAAUACAUUUACAGUACUGUACGAUGCAAAAUUUGCGUGUUGAACUGAACCUGCACAGUUCAAACCCAUGUUGUUCAAGAGUCAACUGCAUGCAUAAAAAUGACAUAUUUGCUCAGCCCCAGUCUCCCUGAUUAGACUGGAGAACUCUGAGAGGGCAGAGACCCGGUGGCCAGCACUUUUAGGCAUUCAAUAAAUAUUUGCCAAGUGCAUGGUCAGUCUAGUGAGAUUCUUUCUCCAGUUGAGAAAGAAAGCAGUCCCGAGAUUACUUGAAUAUCCAGUCCUUCAGAACAUCUUCUCUGUCACCCCAUCUAAGAAAACCGAAUAAAAUCUUGGUUAACAAAUACAAAUGAAAAAGUGCUUGUUUGCCACGCAAAAUGAUUUGCCAUAAGGCUUCUUUUAAAAAUAGCUCACAGAUAACAGAUUUACACAUAGAUUUUUUUCUUUUUCUUUUUCUUUUUUAGUGCUUAGAGCAAGAUGUAGACAUUUGUGGCAUAGACCUCACAGCUGUGAAGGAUUCUUGCUAAGGCUUCAAUGACAAGUAGUAUCUAUAUUUCUAUAUAGACUCUCUAUAUUGCAAUAUAAUAUUUGGAAUAGCCGUAGUGCAUGUUACAAUACUUAUAUCUCUAUCCAUGUCUGUGUGUGUGUGUGAAUAAUUAGAUUCCAACAUGGUGUGUAUGGAGCUUUCGCAAAAUGGACCAUACAAGAAACCCGAGGCCUGGUUUCAAGUUACCAUACACAAGAGUUCUGCGCUGCCUCCCAAGUUUAAGCAGUCCCCAAUCUGGGAGUGAAGUGUUGGCCCACAAGUUAGAAUCCAGCAUUUUCUUUUCUUUUUAAGAUUUUAUUUAUUUAUUUGAGACAGAGAGAAUGAGAGAGAGAGAGCACAUGAGAGGGGGGAGGGUCAGAGGGAGAAGCAGGCUCCCUGCCCAGCAGGGAGCCCGAUGCGGGACUCGAUCCCGGGACUCCAGGAUCAUGACCUGAGCCGAAGGCAGUUGCUUAACCAACUGAGCCACCCAGGCGCCCAUAGAAUCCAGCAUUUUCUUAUAGAAACAUCAUUUUAUUUGACGCUUGGAUUCCCGGGCCAGUCCACACAAGCCUCUUGAACCCUGAACAUAACCAAGUUAUAUAUAUAGUACUAAUUAGUACCUGCUUAAGCUCAGUCCUGGGGGCAAGGGUGGGUGGUGAGGAGUGAGCAGGGAGUUUCACCUUUCUGGAUGGGGCGGCGGAGAGGUGGGUGAGGAGCCGGCUGGAGGCAAAAUGUCAAAGACAGAGUUUGUCCUGACAGCCUGUUUCGUCACGCACUCUCUCUCCAGUCCGGCGCUGUCAUCCCGCCCUUCGCAUCCGGCUAUCCCAGACCCAGGCCUGCCUGGCCCCACGGAGGGGACCGCAGGCUCCACCAUGAAGGACCUCCUUCGGACAACAAUCAGAACCUGAAUCCCUACGGGGUGGUUGUCUGGGCAUUAGAGAGGAAGCACAUUGAGUCAAGUGAGUGAGAGAUCCUUAACCCUCAGAUACCUUUUCACUUUUAAAGACUUUAUUAGUCUUCAUUACCCUCAAAAUGAAUUCCCCAAUUACAAAAUUACAGGCAGAAGGCUGGAGUGAGUGAAAACCUUCUGACAAUGGAGACAGUAGGAGGAAGGGGUGUGUGUGUGUGUGUGUGUGUGUUGGGGGUGAGGGGUGAGGUUUGCUCUCUGGUGGAGGGAUGGGGGCAAGUAGAGAGCAUCAAGUAAGCAAGCCAUACUCUCGUUUCUGCCUGAGUCUCUGCAGUCCCCACCCACCGCCACCUCUUGGAAACAGCACUAUGCCAUUCCUCCUGCUUUCCAGCUUUCUCCUUUCACUUCUUUAUUAUUAUUAUUAUUAUUAUUAGUUUCAGGGGUAAGAAUCAGUGACUCAUCAGUUGCAUAUCACACCCAGAGCUCAUUCCAUCAAGUGCCCUCCUUCAUGCCCGUCUCCCAGUUACCCGCUCUCCCCACCUGCCCCCUCCAGCGACCCUCAGUUUGUUUCCUAGAGUUAAGAGUCUCUUAUGGUUUCCCUCCCUCUCUGUUUUCACCUCCUUUUACUUCUGAACCUGCUACAUGUCUAAAAUGCCCAGGUUUGGGUUUGUUUAUGGUGGAAAGUAGCAGCUUCCAUUGGGGGGCGGUGCUCUUUUAAAAGCAUUGUUGACCUGCAGGCUGUGCAUUAGCCCUCACAGGGCUGUGGCCAUGUACUAGCCCCAAGAGGGGGCACUUAGAAGUGAAUUCUGAAAUUCAGCAAUGUAUCCGAGGAGAGAGAUUGCUUCAUCAGGAGGGAGUCUGGGUAAAAGAAAACACUGCAGAAGGGCUCAAGUCAGUUUUCACUCUUGCAGUCAAGAUGUUCACCUCUGUUCAAAGAAUCACCACAGUUAAUAAUAGAAUCACAUAGGAAGUUUGGAGUCAAACGUAGCGAGGACUUAGCGAGGAGUCCUCUCCUGUCAGGGAACCAAGAGAAGACAGGGAAUUAACAUAUGCAAACAAUUCACAUUUCUUUCCCUUUCUCCCGGUUUCCUACAUCUCUUUAAAAAAAAAAAAAAAAAGAUGUAUUUAUUUAUUUUAGAGAGAGGGGGUGGGCAGAGGAAGAGAAUCUUUCAGGCAGACUUCCCACUAAGCAUGGAGCCCGACACGGGGCUUGAUCUCACAACCCAUGAGAUCAUGACCUGAACCGAAAUCAAGAGUCGGACGCUUAACCGACUGAGCCACCCAGGUGCCCCUCUACAUCUUUUAAUCUCUGAUUCCCUAUCUGUAAAAUGGGAUAAGAAGAGUCCCUGCUUCAAAGGGUUGCUGUGGGACUUAAAUGAGAUAAUGUACUGUGUUCGUGAUAGUGACAGGCACAUAGUAAGUGCACAGUAAAUUCCAUUUUUAAAAAAUUCAGUGAGCCAUUUAUCCUUGAACUCCAGUCAUUCAAAGAAAAGGGAAAGCAGCCAAAGCUUGGCUUAUUUCAGGCAGAAAGUAGAACCUGAGCCUGGUUUUGAAGGAAGGGCCAACCUGGGAUAACUAAAAAGAAGAAGACUUCUGGGGGUUCUGGUAUAGAAAAGGAGAGGGGGUGUCCCCGCAGGACUUCCGCCAGGCUUUAGUAAGAGCAAGAAUCUGAUUUUAGUGCCAAGGAGAGGAGGAAGAAAUCUACCCCCUGGAAUAUGGGAGUUGAGGCCACUGCUGUUCGUUUUAAAAUGUCACCACAUGACUACAAGGUAGGAAAGCCUGACUGACCCCUUUUUUGUGUUGUUCUGAAAAAAUGACCUGGGGGUGGUGGUUGACCAUAAUUCCAAUAAAAGCCCACGGUGUGACAUGUGACAUGGCUCUUUCCAAUGUUCAUUUACCCACAGGCUGUAGUCAUAGAAACACUUCUGUGUCUUCACUCAGGUCUGGCACACCCAGAGAGGGCCACGUACUGGACUUGGUUCUGGGGUUCUGGCGGUGGACAAGAUAGAGCUGGCAUUUGCUUCAAGCAAAGAGCUCAUUGUCUACCAGAGAAUAAUCCCAAGGGUGGUAAGAAAGGGCAAGACCAAGGGGGCGAUGAGAGUGUAGGUCAUAAAGACUUGUCCUUAUCAUGGAAGGACAAGGAAGAUUUCCCCAAGGAAAUGACAUUGAAGGGGAGGCUUGAAGGAGGCUGAGAGUUGGGGUUCCACACCAUAUUUUGUUUGCAAACAGGGCGUCCCUGCUUCCAAAGGGUUCAAACAAGCAUUGGACUGAAGCACGGAUUCUGCGUGUGACUCGCAUUACCACGCAGGCGCUCCUGGCGGGGAGAGCUGGGUACCCACUGUACGUCCUCCCCUAUAAAGAAAUCCCACCAGUGAAAGUAGAGAGCAGAGUCCUAAGGGGAUGGAACACAAGACGGAAAUUUCGAUGGAGGAAAGGGGUAUGAAUCUGAAGUCUUACCUGAAAGCUCAGCCUGAGGCGUGACCCUCCCGAGGGGAUGAGGGAACCCCAGAGGUGCUACUGCUGCGGAGGCAGUGGGGUACCCAGGGGAUUAGUGUUUGAGCACUGCCGCUGUUCAGAAUUACUGGAACACGGUGAUAAUAAAGGUCUGACUAACUUUUAGUCAGCUCUACGGUUUUACGUGCCCUAGGAACACCGUACCUGCUCCCCUGACUGCAGCCUGGGAACUGCUCUGGCCCUCCACCUCAGUCCCCUCCUCCUUCCACCCUCCUGUGCCAUUAGGUGGCCCUCAGCAAGAGGUUGGAGAGAGGCAGACAACGAAGUUGUUAGCCCAGGUCUCCAGAGCCUUUGCCCCCGCAAUUCCAAGAAAACUCCCUCUAAGAAAAUUAGCUCUCUCUUGGGAUAUGGCCUCUUCUCAAGCAACCGAAGUCAUUGUGCUCUGGCCUCAUUAGUGCCAAGGAAAGCAGCCACUUAGGGCCCUGAGGUCAUGUCAGGUAGAGAGGAGAAUUGAGGCAAUAGGCUGGUUUUCCGACAACUCAAGAUCCCCUUCUGCAGGGACUGGCCAAUUGUUUCCUCAAGUGUCUCUUUUGCUUUGGCUAGUGGAGACCCAGUCGGAGUGUGAUUACUCUCCUGGAUCUGAAACAAAGACACAAUCACAUGGGGUGGGAUUGGAAAGGACCAGAUAUUAACCCCAAGCCACAGGCAGGGGGAUGCCUGGAGCAGUGCAACAGGCCUGAGGAGGCUCUGACGCAAUGCAAUGGGGAAGGGGGAGGGUGUUUGGUUGAAAGGAAAAGGUCAGUGUGUAUUUGAAGUCAGAACUGUGGCUGAUGGGACGCCCUCAAGUUUUGGAAACUGAGGACAAGCUCCAAGAAUAUUGAGACAUCCUGGCAACUUUGGAGAGGGAACCCCUCCAGAAAAACACAAGACAAUUCGAGCUGAUUGAAUGGCUUUGGAUAAGAAGUGGGACUCCGGGUGGGAUGGGACGGGGAAGGUUUGCAAGCAAGUAUCGGGGGAGGAGUUUCUGGGAAGGAACAAAGGGAAGGGAGAAGCUCCAAAGAAAAGGAACUCUAAAAGUCAUCUGCUAACUUUGGGGGUAGAUAUCACUAUCUCCUUGCCCUCCCAACAGACGAAGAAGCGGGUAGAUGCGGUCUGGAUCACACAUUUGGCAGCCCCCUCCUUCCUUUUAGACCCCACCCCUGGUGCUCAGCACCCUUCUUUUCCCCCCUCGAGUGUCUUCCAACACGCGAGAACAUUCAGGGUUUGGCUCUUUGGAGCGGUACCAGCCAAACAUUAAUCCGUCAGACUCUGACUACUGUCAUCAAUACAAAAAGCAUCCAUUUCCCCCAAGCACGCGGGGCCCUCCAAAUGCUGAACUUCCUAGCCCCCUAGACCUGCUUGGGGCCAUUUCUGAUUCCCACUCUGCUUUUAGGAUGAAAUUGUUUCAUGGGCUACCCAGAAGCAGUCCAGUGAAUUAAGACCAUUGUGUUAAUGACUGCUGAUCAGUUGACU
Molecule: messenger RNA, 12348 nt
Organism: Mirounga angustirostris (Northern elephant seal)
Lineage: Eukaryota; Metazoa; Chordata; Mammalia; Carnivora; Phocidae
Gene: CHRDL1
Product: chordin like 1
Exons: 12
Coding region: 235-1818 (527 amino acids)
Biological process (GO): negative regulation of BMP signaling pathway; cell differentiation
Molecular function (GO): BMP binding
Source: RefSeq, a predicted model, not a curated record